GAGCCACGGAAAAACGGAACCUCAACAGCCGGACCAAUCUUGAACAUUCAAUCAUCAACAACGAUAUCUGCAGCUCUUAGCUAUAACGUCCGCAUCGUCCCGUCCUACUCUAUGGAAACGUGAUGCCUUUCUUUUUAUGAGCGCAUUCUCAUCUCAGAUCAUCCAUCGUCGCGCGCACCUCCAUGUCAGGUCAAGAGACCUCUCCACAGUCUCCCCCCGCCAAUACACCGAAGCAUCGACGACCCUGGACACCAGACGAGGAUGCGACUCUGAGGACUCUUGUUGGGCACUUUGGUGCUAGUAGGGGGUCUGAGGGUAGAUGGAAGGACAUAGCUUCUGGCCUGGAGGGCCGGACGGCCAAGGACUGUCGAAAAAGAUGGCUUCACUCACUGGAUCCCUCACUGCGUAAAGGUCGAUGGACAUCUCAGGAGGAUGAGAUCCUCCUCUCAGCUUAUGCUCGACUUGGACCGCUUUGGAAUGAAAUUGCCCUUCUCAUUCCUGGGCGGAAAGAUGACCAAUGUUCCAAGAGAUAUAAUGAUAUCUUGAAUCCAUCUGCCAAAAACCGUUUAAGCGACUGGACUGCGGAGGAGGAUAACCUUUUACGCCAAGGUGUAGCAGAAUUGGGCCAUCGAUGGGUCGCCAUCUCAUCACGAAUACCUGGGAGACCUCCCCUCACAUGCCGUAAUCGAUGGCGUACACUCUCACGACUGUCACAUAACCGACAGAGCAGAUCUCAAGGCACUACUCCAUCAUCCUCGUCUCAGAUGUCCCCAUUUGAUAAUGGGAUAUCACCGGCGGCCCAUAAUCCAAAUCUCAGCAUUGAGACGAACCAUGGAGCGACGACAGACUUGAUGCACUUUCCAAUGGAUGCCGAUAUGGGUCAUGACCAAAUGGGAUCCAGCUUUCUCGACUCAGCCUUUUUCGACACCUUCACAGGCCCUUCCCCAUCGCCAUUAAGAGAAUCCGACCCAAGUGACGAAACAGAAACGCCGAAUGACGUAUCUGCCCCAGGUGCUGCCCCAGCAAGUAUCGCACCUAUUCCCGAUCUUCCCUCGAAUAUCGCGACCCAGGCACAAAGUGACCCGAAACCAUGGCCUCAGCCUCCGAAACCGCCCCAAGCGCAGCAACAUCAGAAUACUACGAAUGCAUCAUUCAUGCAAUCGCCCUCUACUUGGUCAUCACUGGGUACAAUGCUGCCACCUGGUACCUCGCCCACGGAUCAGAAUAUGUGGCUAGGAAUGACUGGUAACCCCCAAACACCGAAGAACUGGAAAGCCCCAGGACCAGCAGACGAAUCGAAUCCAUUGCCUCAGACAUUUACCGAACAAUUUCAAGUACCAACAGUAACAGGAGUACCACCGCCUACUCAGCAGACAAUCCAUCACCAUCAUCAUCACCAUGUCCAUCAUCAUUUUCACCACUAUCAUCACUACCCAGGCAAUGGAGAUCAAUGGCGACAGCUGGAGCAGCAAUCAGAAGCCGAGGCGAUGCAAGCACCUUUGCAAAACGAGAACGGGCCCCAAAACCCAGGGUGAUGCGUUUAGCUUAACAGAUCUCACCUCGUCCAGUCAUGCCAGCACGUUGACCUGAAUAAGCUGCCCAAUCAUCCGAAUAAGCCAAAUAACCGGGAAACAAUGUCAUACAGAACCCCCCACCACAAAUGGAUACUGAUUUCCAUUCUGCCAGAUAGUUUCUGUCAUGACGACUAAGUGAGAUGUAGGCCAGCACUGGUAACCAAUAAGCGCUCGAAGAUGUCGCUCAUAAGAUACCACUGUUCUGUGCCGAACAUAUCGAACUCACGACCUUGUGAAACCCCAGAUACGGAUACUGCACAUUUUACCAGCCCAGUAUAGUGACCCCGCUCGCUGCAACCGGCAUGCUGUGCCUUUUUAUGACAACCCUACUUACGAGGCACUGUCAUACUCUUGGGGUGAUCCGUACAUCGAUCAUAUCAUCGAGCUUGGUGGCCAAUAAGCUACGACCACGGACAACCUCUGUAAUGCACUCCAGCGGUUGCGAUUCGUCCACCAAACGCGGAAUACUUGGGCAGAUGCGCUUUUUGUCAAUCACGUCGAUAAGGACCCAUCAGGUUGAAUUGAUGAGAAAUAUCUACCAGUGCACCAUGGAAGGCAUAUUGUGAGUUGGGGAAUUUUUCGGCAACGGCGGUACGCACACUGGCGCGAGUUUCACAGAAGACUCUUCCAACAGCAUUUAUGUCAGAUCGCUGGCUCCCGCCCGCUACUGAAACUCCCAAGAGUAUGCGUAGUCGUUGGCAAUGGCGGGGUUAGAUGCCCACGCUGCUCUCUUGAAUCUUUUGUGGUGAUAGCGAGAAUGGACUGUGUGAAAAGCGGCCCUCCUGAGGAAAGCAACUUUGUACUGCGGAACGAUAUACCUACUGCUAUCACCUCAUGUGCAUGAGUCAUAUCGGAACCGAUACCACGUGACUCAGCCUCAGUGUCACGACGUUCUUCAAAGCCGAGGGGGUCGAUGUGCGUGUGAGGCGCGUGAUGUGAGCCACCAUCUGUUGGGUUUGUUGAGAUAUGGUCAACUCUCUGGGAUUCCAGACAUCAUCACUCUGUUUUCCAAUAUCACAACUUUCCUGCGGAAACGGGUUUGGUCUGUCAUACAACAGUAAAUAUAAGAGUAGGGAAUGUUUUAUGUGUUUUGUUUUGGGGGACCAUACCGUUUAUACUAAGGCCGCUCGAAGCUGGAGUCUUUGGUUAUGCUGGACAGGCGUUUGUUCUUGAAAUUAUGGAUAGAGAAGCCCUUCAACAGGGACGUGAGUUGGAGCGGAUCGCGCUUGUAUGAGGGAACUUUGAACUCGAAGCUAUAAUAAUGAUGCAGUGAUUUCUACUAUUAGUGGUAGAUUCUCAACUACCUUGACAGAAUUAUGUGCAAAUGAAUGAAACAAAACAAAAUCAAUCUCAUAA
This is a messenger RNA of Fusarium verticillioides 7600, 2930 nucleotides long. RefSeq lists its product as hypothetical. The record is from RefSeq and is a predicted model, not a curated record. The transcript is spliced from 3 exons. Lineage: Eukaryota; Fungi; Ascomycota; Sordariomycetes; Hypocreales; Nectriaceae. Bases 183 to 1535 code for a protein of 450 amino acids.